Physcomitrium patens is the source of this 2425-nucleotide messenger RNA. Its product is annotated as ammonium transporter 3 member 1. Gene Ontology annotation, biological process: ammonium transmembrane transport. Lineage: Eukaryota; Viridiplantae; Streptophyta; Bryopsida; Funariales; Funariaceae. Gene Ontology annotation, cellular component: plasma membrane. Gene Ontology annotation, molecular function: ammonium channel activity. The record is from RefSeq and is a predicted model, not a curated record.
CCAGCCUCAUGAUGGACAGAUUUUUUCGUGUUUUGAGGAACCUAGACAAAAUGAAUUAGUAUUCAUUGGUUAAUGACUUUUGUGGGAUUCGAUGAUGGUGCUCACAUGAAACUCUCUAGACCUAUUCUUCGGUGGAAGGGUACUUUGUCAAGUUGCAACAUUGUUGACUGAGGGUAUGUAAAACUGUGAUGAUAACUGCCUUCUGUAUUCCUCAUCCAAAUUCUCUUCGUUCAUUAACCUCUUACUUCCGGGUGUCGAUUCACGAUAUCAAUAGAUCGGGUGCCGGUCUGGGCGAUUUCAUUCUGUACUCACUAAUCCAGCGAGGAAAUUCCUAAAGGCCGGCGGAUCCAAGGUUCUGGGAAGGAAUCGUCUGUAUUUAGGAUCCGUAAGGUCUGGAGCAGUAAAGUAGACGAGGGUGUGGUUUCGGUUCAAAAGAAUCCUGCGCUCUCUUGAAGGGCGGGUGACCACGGUUACUACAGUGGUCAAGAGCUGUACACAAUUAAAAACUUGGAUUCGGCCUCAAAUUGGGCGGAUCUCCCUCAUGGGUUUCCCCCAAUUCUGUUCCCCUAUAAUUUAGAUCUCUCUCUCUCACACUCUUUGAUCUGUUGGUGUUGCAUGCCAAUUCGAAGCAGCGGCAGCGUGCUCCGAGGAGUUGAAGGGACAGCAGUCAGAGAGGAGAAUCGACAAGAUGGCCUUGACACCUCCAGCGCCCGUGACUCCCGAAUGGCUUAACAAGGGCGACAAUGCAUGGCAGUUGACGGCCAGCACUCUGGUGGGGAUUCAAACCGUACCAGCGCUGGUGAUCCUCUACGGCAGCAUCGUGAAGAAGAAAUGGGCUGUGAAUUCAGCAUUUAUGGCGUUUUAUGCCUUCGCUGCCGUAUUGCUGUGUUGGGUGGCAUGGGCUUACAAGAUGUCGUUCGGGGAGAAGCUCAUUCCCAUCUGGGGCAAGGCGGGAACCACGCUCAGCUUCAAGUAUCUUCUCUCGCAGGCGGAACUGCCUGCGAGCGCCACACCUGAUGUCCCAAAGUUGAUGCCAUUUUAUCCGAUGGCGACGCAUGUGUACUUCCAGUUCGUCUUUGCGGCAAUCACCCUCGUGCUUUUGGCAGGAUCUGUUUUGGGGAGAAUGAGCUUCCGAGCAUGGAUGCUGUUCGUCCCAUUAUGGCUGACGUGUUCUUACACAGUCGGUGCCUUCAGCCUCUGGGGUGGUGGAUUCUUAUGGCAAUGGGGCGUUAUUGACUACGCCGGUGGUUUUGUUAUUCAUCUCUCAUCCGGUAUUGCUGGUUUCACUGCUGCUUAUUGGGUUGGACCAAGGCUAACUAGGGACCGCGAGCGUUUUCCUCCCAACAACGUCUUGCUCAUGCUAGCGGGGGCUGGGCUUCUGUGGAUGGGGUGGGCAGGAUUCAAUGGCGGUGCAGCGGUAUCUGCAAAUUUGAUUGCAUCCAUCGCUGUCAUCAACACCAACGUUUGCGCUGCGACUAGCUUGCUGGUGUGGACUGGCCUUGACGUCGUUGUCUUUGGCAAGCCUUCCGUGAUUGGUGCCGUGCAGGGAAUGAUCACGGGUCUUGUCGUCAUCACCCCCGGUGCAGGUCUCGUCCAGGGAUGGGCGGCGCUCGUGAUGGGCGUCUUUGCAGGAUCCGUGCCCUGGUUCACAAUGAUGGUGGUUCACAAGAAAUCGAAGCUGCUUCAGAAGGUGGACGACACGCUGGGCGUGUUUCACACCCAUGCUGUGGCUGGCCUCUUGGGCGGAUUACUCUCUGGAUGUCUUGCAGAGAACACGCUUUGCGAUUAUUUCCUUCCGGUCGUAGGUUUGCAGGGUGCCUUCUACGGAGGUUCUGGAGGAAAGCAACUGGGCAAGCAAAUUGUAGCGGCUCUUUUCAUAAUUGGCUGGAACAUUGUCGUGACGAGCAUAAUUCUCAACGUCAUUAAACUGAUAACCCCGCUACGUAUGUCGGACGAGCAUCUCCUCAUCGGUGACGACGCCGAGCACGGGGAGGAGGCUUAUGCAUUGUGGGGUGAUGGCGAGAUAUAUGACUUGUCAAAACAUGGUGCCUCUGAGUUGGACAACACCAAACACGGUUCGAUGGAGUUUGAUAAGCAGCCCACGGUGGCGCUGUAGAUCUGUCUAACUCCACAACUAUAUGUAAUAUUUUAAAGAUGAAAACACACUCAAAAAAUGUUUCACAUGCCAUAGAACCCGUGCAGGUCGGAAUGACCUGUCAGAGGAAAAAGCAGUGCGCAGUUUGCUGAAGGAGAUGAUGAUGGUGGUGUAUCCAAUUAUUGUACCAUGAUAGGGGGAUUAUCCUACAAAAAACAAAGUGAUUUCCGAAAUAGUCAGAAUGUGUUGAAAUGCAUGAUAUCUCAUAAAAGAAGAUGUCAUCUGUGAGCCUUGAUGAUAAUGAAUUAUCCACAUGGUCAAAUUUGAAUA